GUUUUGUUUCGUUGAUGUCGUCUUUUUUGGUGGGCACCUCUGUUUUUCCUGUUAACUUCUCACCACGACCGCUUUUAUUUAUUCCAUUUUCCUUCCCAAAGCCCUCCAACUCAGACUUCUCUCUCUCUGUCUCUCUCGACAGUUUCUAUGCUCAACUUGGUCACAACUCGAGACUUCACUCUUGACCCAAUAAAUAUCUGAAGGCGAAAGAAGCUUCAGCAGUUUAGGUCUAGAUUCCGAUGAUCAAAUUGUGGGGGUUAUCAGUUGAUAAGGAGGGACUGGCUGUUUUGGCUUUAUGGGAGACGGCGUUUCAAGGAAUUAUGCUUGAUUGUGUUGUUGUGAACCUGCACUACUUGUUCCCCUGAAGAUGUUUUCAAAGUUGGAAUUCCAAAAGAGACCAAAAAAUGGGUUUUGAGGCUGAUAAGGUAAUCAUUGGUGUCUCAGUUGGUCUAGCCCUUGGAAUUGUGAUAGCUUCACUCAUAUUUUUUGGCAAAAGGUGGUACAAAAAGCGAGCUCAUCUUCGACGAUGUGCAAAUGAGCGUAGUAUAGCAAGUGCGACCCUUCCUAUACGCACAAAUGGGACAGGCACAAGCACUGACUUUAGUGCGUCUCUGACAAAUUCGAUAGCCAUACAGGGAUCUAACAAACUUCCAAAAAGUUCUUGGCCUUGGUGGAAACAUGAGAAUAAAGGUGGCUUUGCUUCUGCAUCAGGCACACUUAGAUACUCGUACAAGGAUAUUCAGAAAGCCACACAGAAUUUUACAACCAUUUUGGGACAAGGGUCAUUUGGUCCAGUCUAUAAAGCAACAAUGCCUACCGGAGAAUUAGUAGCUGUGAAGGUGCUGGCUUCUGAUUCCAAACAGGGAGAGAGAGAAUUUCAAACAGAGGUUUGUGUGCUUGGAAGACUUCAUCACAGGAAUCUUGUGAAUUUGGUAGGAUAUUGUGUUGACAAAGGACAGCACAUGUUAAUUUAUGAGUUCAUGAGCAAUGGGAGUUUGGCAAACCUUCUAUAUGGUCAAGAAGAUCGGAUUUUGAGUUGGAAUGAAAGGCUUCAAAUUGCUCUUGAUAUUUCACAUGGGAUUGAGUACCUUCAUGAAGGGGCAGUCCCACCUGUAAUACAUCGUGAUUUGAAGUCUGCUAAUAUAUUGUUAGACAGGUCAAUGAGAGCCAAGGUUGCUGAUUUUGGGUUGUCAAAAGAAGAGGUUUUUGAUGGCCGGAAUUCUGGCUUGAAGGGUACGUAUGGGUACAUAGAUCCAGUGUACUUGUCAACAAACAAGCUCACAAUGAAGAGUGAUAUCUACAGUUUUGGUAUUAUCAUCUUUGAACUCAUCACGGCCAUUCACCCUCAACAAAACUUGAUGGAAUAUAUAAAUCUUGCCAACAUGAGUCCAACUGGUGCGGACGAGAUACUCGAUAAAAAACUUGUUGGAGAAUGCUGCCUUGAGGAAGUGAGAGGCCUCGCCGGUAUUGCUCAUAAAUGUCUGCACAAGCUACCAAGAAAGCGACCUGCAAUAGCAGAAGUUUCCCAGGCUAUUUUGAAGAUACAACAGAGGCGCCUUGCUAAGGUUGAUACCAUGUCUUUUGCGAGCAGAGAUUUUUCACGAGCCAUGAGCCGAAUAGAGGAUCAACAGCUGGAGUUAAGUAAGAUGACUAGCUUGAAGGAGUGAGAGUAACGACUGCGAAAUUCAUCUUCUCCUUCUUCUUCUUCUUCUUCUUCUUCUUUUUUUUUUUUUUUUCCUUGCAUAAUUAUCUCCUUUCCCCUGUGUGUUUGUUUGAGUUAUGCCAACUGACACGCCAAACGCAGAUGCGGCAAUGAUUAGUUAAAGAGUCUUCCAUCCGCAA
This is a messenger RNA of Carya illinoinensis, 1842 nucleotides long. RefSeq names its product calcium/calmodulin-regulated receptor-like kinase 2. Gene Ontology annotation, molecular function: ATP binding; protein kinase activity. Bases 405 to 1667 code for a protein of 420 amino acids. The transcript has 9 exons. The record is from RefSeq and is a predicted model, not a curated record. Lineage: Eukaryota; Viridiplantae; Streptophyta; Magnoliopsida; Fagales; Juglandaceae. Gene Ontology annotation, biological process: protein phosphorylation.